Hypoxylon trugodes is the source of this 962-nucleotide messenger RNA. RefSeq names its product shwachman-Bodian-diamond syndrome protein. Lineage: Eukaryota; Fungi; Ascomycota; Sordariomycetes; Xylariales; Hypoxylaceae. Bases 332 to 691 code for a protein of 119 amino acids. The transcript is spliced from 3 exons. The record is from RefSeq and is a predicted model, not a curated record.
UGAUGAUCGAAUGGAGCAGCUAACCAUGGAAAAGGCAAGAACAGCUUUACUUGUAGCCAUAUUUGAAGCUUUGUAUGCCUACCUAGAUAGAGCUUUUUUUCUAGCUUUUCUUUAUUUCCCCUCAAUUCAUUCAACUUACUCAAUUCCAUCAUAAUCACGAUCUUCAACCAACAAUAUUCACAUUCAAUCCUUUUCACCAACUAUCCAUAUCCAAUCUAACACCAUCUACGUCUCGAUUCGAAUAAUCAGAAAAAGUAUUAAGACAAUCGUCAUCUAAACCUACAAUUUACCAUUCCAUUUCUUCAUUCGAAUUCAAUACAAAUCGCCCAUCAUGACUAAGGGAGAAGCUACUCAAGUCAAGGUCCACUACAAGGGCAAGGACGAGGACUUCAUCAUCUUCGUCGACGACAUUGAGACCUACAAGAAGUGGAAGAACGACAAGUCCGUUCCCAUGGCCCACUUCAUCUCCGCCUUCAAGAUCUUUGUCACACACAAGCAAGGAGCACAAGGCCAGAUGGAUGGCGCGUCCAAGUCAACACUCGAGAACGAGUUCGGUGUUUCCAACGAAGAUGAAGUCAUUAAGAAGAUACUAGAGAGCGGUAGCAUCCAGGAAUCCGAGUUCCCUGAGCGCCAAGGACCCAAGAACGAUGCCCAGCAAGGCUCCAUUGUCGCUGGACAAGUUGCAAGAUAGAGUUAUGCGCUCCUUCACAGGCAGCGCCAGAGAAAAGCUGUUGCGCUGUCCUUCACAAGACCAACUUGCUGCAAAUCGAUGAAGCCGCAGUUAGGUCUGUUGGGGCGUCAUGAUCGAUUGGCCCUACAACUCAUCAACCAGAUGAAUUUUGCAAGCGAUGAUUACAACCCUGUUAGGUAGCUACCAGCUGUGCCAACGAGGAAAGAUUUCGCGAUGGAUUUGCAAAAUAGUCGUUGCUAGCGACAAAUGAAUCCCAAUUGAUUCAAAUCAA